Messenger RNA from Capsella rubella, 1364 nucleotides. RefSeq lists its product as uncharacterized. The record is from RefSeq and is a predicted model, not a curated record. Lineage: Eukaryota; Viridiplantae; Streptophyta; Magnoliopsida; Brassicales; Brassicaceae. The coding region runs from base 5 to 1153 and encodes 382 amino acids. The transcript is spliced from 2 exons.
UCAAAUGGCUUCCUCUUCAGCUCACCUCAACCACCACCAACCAUCGAACAAGCUCGGUGGAGCCACGGCGGCGCCUCCACCAACUCCAUCAUGCUCACAUCUCAACACCACCGGCAAAUCGGAUACAGCAGUCGACGCUCUCUCCAGCCUUUUCCACCGUCUCCCUCCUAAUUUGCUUUCACUCCCCAACCGCCGCUUCUCCAACGCUCCAGCAUCUUCCGACGAUGCCCCCGCAGCCUCCGUCGCUUCUCUUCCGAUGGUAUCCCUCUCCGCCGGUGAUAGACGUAGCUGGGACGAUCUUAUCUCCGCCGCUACUGAUUUUGGAUAUUUCCAACUCACUAUGGAUGACUCCAAUACUGUCAUCCCUUCUGGUCUCGCUGAAGCGGCCGAGUCUGACUCGCUCUCGCUCUUAGAGCUCAGUGAAGAGAAAAAGGAAACGUCGUUUCUAAAAAACUGGCCGAUGGGCUACGAAGCCGACGCAGAAACGCCGUCGUUUUGCCUUGACGUCGACUGUUCGACGGAGGCGAGUGAGUUGAAGCUGAGUUCUCUCCGCGAGUUCACUCGGACUCUAGAGAAAGUUGGACAUAAGACGGUAGAGAUGCUGGCUAGCGCACUCGGGUUCGGAUAUGACUCGACCCGGUUUAAUACUCUGAUGUGGCUUAACCAAGGUGUUUCUGAUGAUGAACCGGAGAUAACCAACGGGUUUUAUCCUUUUGUUGUCUGUUUACAGUAUCAGGUUAGGGAGAACAAGUAUUGCUUGCUGACCGAGUCUGGCUGGGUGUCCGUUUUGCCCAGAGUUGACUCGAUUCUUGUGACGUUAGGUGACAUUUCUCAGGUUUGGAGAAACGGAGAGGUCAAAAGAGUGAGAUAUCGACCGGUGUUGUGUUCGGGACAAAACGACGACGGUCCAACGAAGUGUGUAACAAUGACAUUGAUGCUUACACUUCCCAUGGACGCUAUGGUUUCUCCAUUGAAAGAUUUGAUCAGUGACGGCGACAAAGAAGAAGAGUAUGCAGGUAGAGGAGCAAGAAGUGAUGAGAAGAAGGCAUUUAAGUCUUUUGGUUUCGAGGAGUACGCUUGGAGAGUGUACCAUGAACGUCUCUUCUUCAGGGAUCCACUUGACAAAUACCGAAUCAAAUCUUAUAAAGAUUGAAGAACUGAUGUUUGAUUUGUUUGUUUCCUGAGUUAAGUUGGUACUAGAUUCGAGUCUUGUUUCCUGAUUUGUUUGAUUUGUUUGUUACUAGAGUCGAGUCUUGUUUGAUACCGAAUCUUUGUUGUUUUUUCAAGGGUUAUUAGCAUUUUGGCAUUGGGAUAUGUUUGUUUUUGUUCGAUUCAAAUCAGAAUAUGCUCCAUUUUGAUUAUUA